AUGCCUACCUACUUCGCGCGUGGCGUCUCGGUGCGCCUGGGCGCGAUUCCGCUCAGUGAUACGACUACAGCAAAGAUCAUACUGAGAAAGGGGGAGGCAGCCAAGCAGCAGUCUGCAUUGGCUGAAAAGAGGCUGUUGGGGAGCAAGUUGUUGAAGGAAGAGCAAGUGCCUUUCCCCGGUGAUGAGGCUGCCUUCCAGCUCAACUGGCUUGCACAAGCGCCUUUCAUGCAGACCCGGGUCGGGAAUGACAUAUACGAAGAUGAAGCUUCUAGGGAUGUACAGGGAGCGACCAAGGGUGCGCAUCUUCUGCCUAAUACUAAGAGCACCACCGCGGCUAACGAUAGCUUCCCAGAUGUCUCGCAGCGCACACUGAAAGCACUUACCCUCCACGUCAACCUCUCCGACCAGACUUAUGUCUCCGGCCUCUACAACCAGAGAACAUCGCUCAAGAUCGAAGUCUUCUUCAAUGGAACACUCGCCGCAUGUUUGGCCAUGCCCAACUACGACGGCAAAUCUGGCUCGAAAGACCAUCACCAGGUUUUCGCGGGCACUAGAGUCGACUUUCUCGCUGAGCGGCCAUGGCUCAUCCUGCCACCCGGAGUCGCCGCAGAUGGCAGUACUGCGAAGAAGAACACACCACCUUCGGUAGAACAGCGCUGGCAACACAUUGGCCAGGCGCUCCAAGCUGAAGCACGCGAACGGGGUACCGACGAACAAGGCAACAUACCUCCUACUGCCGAGUUCCUCCACGCGCUUGCGACAACGCAGAUGCCGGAGCAAGUACACACUAUGCAGAGACCGGGUGGAAAGACGUUCGGAGUCAUUGACGUGGUCAUCACAUCUGGAGAGGGUAGGAAGCUCACUAGCGGCGUGGGCUACUUGAAGGCACCGAAGCGCAUGAUUGACGAGAGUUACCCGUUCGUGCUCGGAGCCGACGGCAGUACUAUGCAUCUACGUGUCGAUGCGCCUGGCAAGAGUGAGAGUGACGCGGAACCUCAAGAUACCAUCGAGCCGAGCUCAGAGGUCAUCGACGUCGAUGCAGAAGGCGACAGCGAUCCAGAGUAUGGGUCUCAUACAAAGAAACGGGCUCUCCGGUCCGGAGUGCAGACGAUGCGGGAUAUGUCACCUGUCUUGCCAUCAGCUCUAACCAUGGAACCCUUGACGCUGUCAAGUCCACCACUCGCCGGUGUCGGAUCAAGCAUUCCAGCACUGAUAGCACCAAACAUUACAGAUGCAAGAAUUACGUCUUCACCAGUUCGAAGAAGUGCAGAUACCUCCAACAUACCGCGCGCACCGGAGACUGGACGAGCGCAUACGCACGACGCAGUACGCAUCUCAGAAGCGGAGCUCACGUCGCGUGCAGGGUUCACUCCGAAGAUGAUGAAUCCAGAUCUGACCCCAAACUCGCAAACGCCUCACAUGCUCCCAUCACCAUAUACCUUUCAAUUCUCGGAUCCAACACUGGGAGGAGUCGCACCCAGUGAUCUCAUGCGUCAGAUACCGGGCGACAACGCCGGCCUGACGUCUAGUCCGCUCGAUCGCUUUCCCACGGCUUUUCAGGGCCCAGGUCACCAGUACGCAUCACCUUUUCCUACACAUUUACCAGGGCUCAGGCAAGCACCCUCAAGUCAUAGGCCGCAUGCGGGUUCUCUGCCUGGAGAACCACGUGGUGGCUUACCCGAAAGCCAAUACACGCGUCGAGACUACACCAUGUCCGGUAUGGGGCCCAACUUCUGCGGAGCUCCCGAGAGCUACAAGCCAAACAUGUUACCACAAGUCGCAAACCUCCAUGGAUAUCAGGAAUCUCGGCCACCACACCUGUCAUUUCCGCCGUUUGAUCGCAGACUGUCCCUGCCGUUACCGCCGGCAGAGCACGCGAAGACUGACCUGCCCCUCGCUAUCGACAACCCACAAGAGACCAGCGCUUUCCAACCGAAUGUUGUGUUUAAACAACCCGCAUCUACUGUCAAGAACUCCAUCCUAACGGGUGAACGACCUGAAGUAGAGGAGGUCAAGCUGCAUGGUGACCAGCUGGAUGCUGACUCAAGCAACCAGAGUAUACAUGCAACCGAAUCAAGACUCUCGCGUCGUACAACUUCUAGCAACAACAUUCUCAGUGUACAAGGCCCAAAGGCAAAUCCAUUCUGGUUCGAGGAUCCAGAAGAGAUACUUCGUGAAGCAUCUGCGCGACUACGUCGAUCUCGCUCUUUCGCCAAACCGAGAAACACGCCUGACGCAGCUCCAUCGUCCAAGAUCGCGAUACCGGUCGUCCAGAACUCUAAGAUCUGGGACACUGCUACAUCUUCUCCUCUAUCCAGCCUACAUACAACUCCUGAGCCUGAUAUGGAGCCCAUUUCAUAUACCCGGUCACCUCGAGCACCUAUUAGAUCGUCUCCUGCACCUAUUCCGCAAGCGGAUGGCUCACCGGAACGCAAAAACUUGCGCGGAUCACGUCGCGGCAAUGAAACUCCGUCUCCAGUGAAGCUCACUUCAACUCUAACGACACCUCAACUUGCGCGCCACGAACCCUCUACACCUCAAUCCUCGGCUACGAAGAAACGCAAGAACCUCAACCGCACCCUACCGAAGGAGCCUCGCAGUCCCACACGUCUGAAGACGAACAGCAACCCAUCGCUGAACCGGGAUUGUGUCAUCGCGUACGCAGAGAGCAAGGACAAGAAGAACAAACAGGGCAUUCUAAGGCAGGUGAAGAGUGAGAGGCAGGGAGUGUUCAGUGAGAACGAUGUCGUUUUUGCGGCCAGAUUCUUCGUGGAGGAAUGA
This is a messenger RNA of Alternaria infectoria, 2781 nucleotides long. RefSeq lists its product as uncharacterized. The record is from RefSeq and is a predicted model, not a curated record. NCBI's taxonomy places the organism in Eukaryota, Fungi, Ascomycota, Dothideomycetes, Pleosporales, Pleosporaceae. The coding region runs from base 1 to 2781 and encodes 926 amino acids. The transcript has 2 exons.